CGUUCGCCCCCUACAAUUGAGUGGGAGUGCGUCGCAAUUCAUGCCGCUUGGCACGCGCCCUACGUCCUGCUCUUCUCCCACUUCUUCAUCGAGGUCCGCCAUGUGGAGUCGGGUCGUCUCGCACAGAUCAUACCUGGACGCGACGCCCAAUGCCUAUGGGACGGUCGCGGCGUCCUUCAUCGAGAGGGGCUCGAGGAGCUUUUUGACGACCCGAGGGCACCCCGUGUUCACGCGGUGCUCGAC
This is a messenger RNA of Epithele typhae, 243 nucleotides long. RefSeq lists its product as uncharacterized. The annotation marks the transcript as partial. The transcript has a single exon. The record is from RefSeq and is a predicted model, not a curated record. NCBI's taxonomy places the organism in Eukaryota, Fungi, Basidiomycota, Agaricomycetes, Polyporales, Epitheliaceae.